Molecule: messenger RNA, 2072 nt
Organism: Ziziphus jujuba (common jujube)
Lineage: Eukaryota; Viridiplantae; Streptophyta; Magnoliopsida; Rosales; Rhamnaceae
Product: protein arginine methyltransferase NDUFAF7 homolog, mitochondrial
Exons: 14
Coding region: 199-1554 (451 amino acids)
Cellular component (GO): mitochondrion
Molecular function (GO): protein-arginine omega-N symmetric methyltransferase activity
Source: RefSeq, a predicted model, not a curated record
GUUUGUUUGUUUAUUUAUUUAUAUUUUUUUGCAAAACCAAAGAAAGAACAAAAAUUUGAAAUAAGAAAAUUGAAAUUAAAAUUGGGGGGCCGUGGGGGGUUUAAGCCACUGAAAUAGCCGCAUAAACCCCUCUUCAGCACGCUGCGGAAAAAUCAACCAACAAACUGUUCUCUCUCUCUCUCUCUCUACCUGAGAACGAUGCUGUGUCGCAUUUUUGCUGCAAAAGAGCUUCCUUUGCUCUUCCAAACCACGAAAGUUAAGCCGUUUGAUUAUUGGGUUCCUCCAUUUCAAGCCCAUUUCUCUACUACUCACAUUGUUGGCGACAAACCAGUUCUUGUUCGUGAUUUCAUCCAUUCUCAGUUGUAUGAUCCCCAACAUGGGUAUUUCUCGCAAAGAUCAGGGUCUGUUGGUGUGCUUGAGAAAAGCAUUAAAUUCAACCAGCUUGAAGGGAGGAAAGCUUAUAUGAAACACCUCAAUAAAAUUUACAAAGACAGCUCUGUGUCAUGGUUUACUCCAGUGGAACUCUUUAAGCCAUGGUAUGCCCAUGGGAUUGCUGGAGCAAUAUUGCGAACUGCUAAUCUGUCAGUUCCACUGAAAAUUUAUGAAAUUGGUGGUGGAUCAGGAACCUGUGCAAAGGGCAUAAUGGAUUAUUUAAAGUUGAAUGCUCCUGCUAGGGUUUACAACAAUAUGACUUACACCUCAGUAGAAAUUAGUCCCUCACUUGCCAAGAUACAAAGAGAAACUGUUGGAGAAGUUGAUAGUCACUCAUCAAAGUUUAAAGUUGAAUGUCGUGAUGCUGCUGACAGGAGUGGAUGGGGGGAAGUUGAACAACAACCAUGUUGGGUAAUCAUGCUUGAGGUGCUUGAUAAUCUUCCUCAUGAUCUUAUCUACUCAAAAGAUCAAAAUUCCCCAUGGAUGGAAGUAUGGGUAGAAAAGCAACAUGAUAGUAGAGAGACUCUUUGUGAGGUGUAUAAGCCAUUGCAAGACACACUGAUUAAGCAGUGUAUUGAGAUCAUGGACUUGGACAAAAGUCAAGCUACUCGAAGCAGUGCAAUUUCAAAAGCAAAAAGCGUUUGGUCUAAAAUCUUUCCAAAACCUCAGAGAAGUUGGCUGCCAACUGGUUGCCUGCAACUACUAGAGGUUUUACAUAGUGUGCUACCAAAGAUGUCUUUAAUUGCCUCAGACUUUAGCUACCUACCUGAUGUAAGAAUACUUGGGGAAAGAGCUCCAUUGGUUUCAACCAAGAAAGAUGGCAGCAGCUCAGACUGUAGCAGUUAUCUAGAUGCAAGGGGUGAUGCUGAUAUCUUUUUCCCUACUGACUUUUUGCUUUUGGAACGUAUUGAUCAUUACUGUUCUGGGUGGCUCAAACUGCAGAAAGAUGAAUCAUCCAAGAAAGGGAAGAAGAGGCGGACAAUUAUACUUGAUACAUCUUCGUUCAUGGAAGAGUUUGGAUUGCCUUCAAAGACAAGAACCAAAGACGGGUACAACCCGCUUUUGGAUGACUUCAAGAAUACUAAAUUCUAUCUUAGUGUCCCAACACAUAAUACCAAAUAGACAUACAUCAUUAUCUCUGGUUCACCUCAUUAGCAAUGAAGUGUUUGGUUGAAAAUAUCUUGAGGUGCCAAUUGCUGAGUUUUCUGGGCAUCUAGGAAAUGCGGUGGUUGCAUAUCAGACGGUAGCAUUUUACAGGACAGCGUUUGAAGUGAAAUUGGACGAGGUAGCACAAAUCAAAUCAAAAGAUUGUGCCAGGCGUUAAAGAUGCACCGCCUUGAUGUUAAGAAAAGUUGCAGUUUAUUGCUAAUCUCUGGAGAGAGAUGCAAAUGCGAUGUGGCUUCCUACGCAUGGAUGAAAUAAGAAGGAAAAUAUAGUUUACCAAUCAUAAAACUACUCUGCUGUGAAAAACUGGAAACAUACUCAGAUUUUGAUUUUUUUUUUUUUUGUUCUUUUUUUUUUCCAGUUCUAAAAGAUUAUUUUAUUGUUGUUUCAUACCCUACAUUUAUGAAAUCAUAGAAUAAAGUUGUUAUUUAGCUUUGUUUGAUUUAUACAUUGACAUUUUAAAAUAAUAAAACAAA